UACAGUCCGUUUCAAGGACAUUUCCAUAAAGAAUGCCGUAGGGUAAAUAAACACAAGUUUACAAAGACAGAGCAUUAGCGGAUCCAAGACAGAGUUGAAGAAAUGCUGAAAUGGAACAUAAGCAAUUUUAGGUCCAACUCUAGACCACGUGAAUUAUCAGCUUAAUGGAAUUCUCCUUCUUAUGAGGAGGGGAAUGGAUGAGGCCGGUAGAGAGAAAAACAGAUGGGUGAGAGGGACAAAGAGAUUGAAGGCAGUAGAAAGGAGCCUCUACCUGGUGACUGCGAAAGAGACGGCUGGAAAGGACGGUCUGGUCCAGAUUGGUGCUCGUCUUGCUUUCUGCCGUCCAGAACCAAUAGGGAUCGUCUUCUGGGUCAGUUCAAACAAAGAUGCUUUCUGUGAGUUCAGUGUGUAUGCUCUCUUCACAGGAGGAGAAGAAAUAGAGAUGGGACCGGGAGCAUAUUUCAGCCUCUUCUUCUGCCUCCUUAUCUGGAUGGCCUCUGGCAACCCAGUGGAGACAGGAGAGGAAAGUGUGCCUGGCGAAGAACAGGAAGACCUGACCUACCUGCACGCUGAGUAUCAACUCCUUAGGAAUAAAUUAUGCCCCCAGAAAUGGACAAGUCGUGGCUUUUACUGCUACAGGUACUUCGACACACCCAGGACUUUCGAAGAGGCACAGGCUGAAUGCCAGAGCCAUGGCCAGCAUGCCCACCUCACGUCCAUCAUAUGUGCUGCGGACAGUGUCUUCCUCGCCGAUCUGGUACAGAAGGCUGAACAAGACAUCUGGAUUGGAUUGCGUAAUGUGGACGAGUGCAACUCUUGGGCCUGGACUGAUGGAACACCUUACAAUCCGGCGUACACCCCUUGGGAGGUUGGGCAGCCAGAUCUCUGCAACGUUGAUCACGUCUGUGUGCGGCUGACACAUGCAUCAAAGUACUAUAAAUGGAAUGACGAUCUUUGUCAUACCAGGUACAGCUACAUUUGCGAAAUGCCAUUUAAAUAUCGGGGUUGAAAGAGAUCUGAUUUCCGAUGCCCCCCGGCCUGGCAUCAGAGCUUCAACAGUCCUUUCUAUAAUGAAUAUCCCUCCGGAUUCCAGUCUAUCUCCUACUUUGCUUUCCUUUAUCCUGAUCAUCCUUGUUUCACAAUAA
This is a messenger RNA of Eublepharis macularius, 1145 nucleotides long. RefSeq names its product C-type lectin-like. Gene Ontology annotation, molecular function: signaling receptor activity. NCBI's taxonomy places the organism in Eukaryota, Metazoa, Chordata, Lepidosauria, Squamata, Eublepharidae. The transcript has 4 exons. The record is from RefSeq and is a predicted model, not a curated record. Bases 182 to 1009 code for a protein of 275 amino acids.